Echinops telfairi (small Madagascar hedgehog) is the source of this 1150-nucleotide messenger RNA. RefSeq names its product endoplasmic reticulum protein 29 (gene ERP29). The coding region runs from base 33 to 821 and encodes 262 amino acids. The transcript is spliced from 3 exons. NCBI's taxonomy places the organism in Eukaryota, Metazoa, Chordata, Mammalia, Afrosoricida, Tenrecidae. Gene Ontology annotation, cellular component: endoplasmic reticulum lumen; endoplasmic reticulum. Gene Ontology annotation, biological process: protein secretion. The record is from RefSeq and is a predicted model, not a curated record.
GGUCGCAGCUUGAAAUCCAGAGAUCCGUCGUUAUGGCUGCUUCCGGCCCCAUGCGCACGGCUUCUCUCCCCUCGCUGCUUCCCCUUCUCCUGGGCCUUCUGCUUCUCUCCGCCCCGCUUGGCAGCAGCGGCCUACACACUAAGGGUGCCCUUCCCCUGGAUACUGUCACGUUCUACAAGGUCAUUCCCAAAAGCAAGUUCGUCUUGGUGAAGUUCGACACCCAGUAUCCCUACGGUGAGAAGCAGGAUGAGUUCAAGCGUCUGGCUGAAAACUCGGCCUCCAACGAUGACCUCUUGGUGGCAGAGGUGGGGAUCUCAGACUACGGUGACAAGCUGAACAUGGAGCUAAGUGAGAAAUACAAGCUGGACAAAGAGAACUAUCCAUUCUUCUACCUCUUCCGUGAUGGGGACUUUGAAAACCCGGUGGUGUACAGUGGGUCGGUGAAGGUUGGAGCCAUCCAGCGCUGGCUCAAGGGGCAGGGGGUCUACCUGGGUAUGCCUGGUUGCCUGCCUGCCUAUGAUACCCUGGCCGGGGAGUUCAUCAGGGCCUCUAGCACAGAGGCCCGCAAGGCCUUACUGAAGCGGGGGCAGGAGACCCUGGAGAAUGUGGAGGAGCCCAAAAAGAAGUGGGCGGAGCAAUACCUGAAGAUCAUGGGCAAGGUCUUAGACCAAGGGGACAACUUCCCCACGACGGAGCUAACCCGCAUCACCAAGCUGAUCGAGAAGAACAAGAUGAGCGAGGGGAAGAAAGAAGAACUGCAGAAGAGCUUAAACAUCCUGGCUGCCUUCCAGAGGAAGGGGGCCGAGAAGGAGGAGCUGUGAAAAGACACGCGUGGUGGUUUGGUGGGCCGGAGGGCAGAAUUCCUUGCUUGGCUGGAGGACCCUGGAGGGGGACACAAGGAGCCCAUGGGAGAAGUGCUCACCUGCUGGGUGAGCCCUGGGUGUCCCUGGACAUGGAUAUACCACACAUGGGCAUCUCUGUAGCUGACCUAGGGGGUAACUGGAGCACUACCACCUCAGCUGACUUGUGAAUUCCCCCCCUCUCCCCCCAGAAGGGAUUGGUGCUAUAAAGUGUACCCCCACCCCACCCCCAGGUCUCCAAUCGGUGUAAUUUUCAUCCAAUUAAAGCUCCAGACUUUUGGUUAAAUGGA